Molecule: messenger RNA, 750 nt
Organism: Nycticebus coucang (slow loris)
Lineage: Eukaryota; Metazoa; Chordata; Mammalia; Primates; Lorisidae
Product: synaptonemal complex protein 3-like
Exons: 1
Coding region: 1-750 (249 amino acids)
Biological process (GO): meiotic cell cycle; spermatid development
Cellular component (GO): synaptonemal complex
Source: RefSeq, a predicted model, not a curated record
AUGGAGCACCCUGGAAGAAAGCAUCCUGCGAAAUCUGGGAAGUCCCCAGCGGAGGAUCAGGUUUUAAGAGCCUAUGCCUUGGAGAAAGAAGGUAGAAAAGAACUGAGUGGUUCAGAGGAAGGGGAAGUCACUGAAGGAAAGACUCCAGCAAUUGAUAAACAUGUGAAGAAAAGGGUUUCUGCAGGAACAAAUGAAGAUGUUGGGGGUGUAGUGCAGAAUAUGCUGGAAGGAUUUGGAGCUAACGUUAACAAGAUUCUAAAUGCCAAGAAAAAAAGACUAGAAAUGUAUACCGAAGCUUCUUUCAAAAGCAGCUAUCAAAAAUUUGAAAAUGUUUGGAAAUCACAACAAGAGCAAAGGCAGAAGCUUAGCCAAGAAUAUUCUCAGCAGUUUCUGACUUUGUUUCAGCAGUGGGACACAGAUGUGCAGAAAUAUGAGGAACAAGAGGAAAAACUAAUUAGUAUUUUUCGACAGCAACAAAAGUUAUUCCAACAAUCUAGAGUUGUUCAGAACCAGAGACUGAAAACAAUUAAACAGUUAUGUGAGCAGUAUGUAAAGAAUAUGGAGGACUUAGAGAAUGAUCUUAAUAUUGUUCUUGUUGGUGCACAAAAUGAACUUAAAAAAGAAAUGGCUAUGUUGCAAAAAAGAGUUAUGAUGGAAACUCAGCAGCAGCAAGAGAUGGCAAGUGUUCGAAACUCUCUUCAAUCCAUGUUAUCUGAUGACUCUUCGAAGAAAGAACUUGAACCUAAGUAA